AUGUGGCAGCUGGAGGGCUCAUUGGUGCCUGGGGGGUUCAGCAAGGCCUCUUGGGCGUUCCGUUUGCUAGCCCAGUCUUCUUUCUACGCUGGUGCCUCAGGGGUUUCGCAACCAUGUAUCUUAUGCCUUACUCAGGGGGGAACGAAACAACGUGAAAAUCCAGAUAGAAUAAUAUAA
Durusdinium trenchii is the source of this 177-nucleotide messenger RNA. Lineage: Eukaryota; Dinophyceae; Suessiales; Symbiodiniaceae. The record is from the annotation of a GenBank genome assembly.